Priceomyces carsonii is the source of this 1869-nucleotide messenger RNA. Its product is annotated as Zn(II)2Cys6 transcription factor. Bases 1 to 1869 code for a protein of 622 amino acids. The transcript has a single exon. Gene Ontology annotation, biological process: regulation of DNA-templated transcription. The record is from RefSeq and is a predicted model, not a curated record. Lineage: Eukaryota; Fungi; Ascomycota; Pichiomycetes; Serinales; Debaryomycetaceae. Gene Ontology annotation, molecular function: DNA-binding transcription factor activity, RNA polymerase II-specific; zinc ion binding.
AUGGUAGGAAGUAAAAGAUUGAGAGCUUCCAAUGCUUGCGAAUAUUGUCGCCAAAGGAAGACAAGAUGCGAUGAAGGAAACCCUUCUUGCUCUUUAUGCUUAAAACGCGGUAUUACUUGCCACUACAAGCAAGCCACUCCAUCGAAAUUAGAGAAGUCGAUCAACGAUAUCCACCUCAAAAUUGAGAAUAUUGAGAAGAGGUUCCAAGCGAUGGAACAGCAAGGCAGCUUCAAUGGUCGCAGAGUGGGAGAACUGCUGCUGCUAAAUGAUUCUUGGUCUGCAAAGCGGCCAAAGGUUGAAGUGGAAUCAAGUUGGAGUAACUUCUUUCCCUCAAAUAGUAUAUCGGCUGAGAUAGACAACCUAGCUGAUUUGGUGACCAAUGAGGAGCAAAAUUCCGAAAUUUUAGGACAGAAUAUGUAUUUAAUUCCGAAUUUGAGCACGCUGAUGGCAAAGCUCAGAACGUCUGCGAAACUCUCUCUCAACUCAUGUUAUUUAUCUUUGAAUUGUGAAGAGUUCUUAAUAGAAGAAGAUAAAUACUCUUAUAAGGGAAGACUUGACGAUUCGACCCUUCAAUACAACAAUGUUUUCUCAACAUCUUUAGUUGAGAAUUUUAUCCAAUCGUAUUUGAACUACAUCUAUCCAGUUUAUCCUUUGGUAUGUGAAGAUCAACUAGGUAAUAUUCAAAAUGAAAUGUCUACUAUGGGACUUCAUAGCUCGUGUCGAAGCUGUAUCUUGUUAAUGGUUUUGGCGUUAGGGUCCGUUUCAAGUUCAGGUGAUCUGAAAAAUUUAGUAGCUGUUCCUUAUUGGACAAGUGACGAGUAUAAACAAGAGGGUGCCAAAAAUCUUCCUGCGCCUCCAGGUUGGAGCUACUUAUGGUUAGCUCUUGCCAUGAAAGAGCGACUAAUUACUUGCGAAAAACCCGGAUCUGCAACUGUGUGCAUUCAACUCUUAUUUUGUCUCUAUUUUCUUAAAAUUGGGGAUUUGACCUCUCAUUACAUUGAAUUGAAACAUUCUUCUACACAGUUAUACUGCUUAUUAUUGAAACAAAGAAACACUGAAUUAUCAGGUCUAUCCGUUUCUGAAGACGAAAAAGAAAAGUUGAUUAGGUUCUUUUGGAUAUCGUUGAGAAUGGAAAGAGAUUUUCAAAGAAUGGUCAAUAUUGAGACAUCUCCGUUGUCUCAAUUACAAAAUUGUUUGGAUUUGCCCUCUGCAUGCUCUACAAAGUUUCCGCGAGAUUCUGUUACAUUUUAUACUUUCUGUUUUAUGACAAAUGUUUUGCUUUCCAACAUCAAAGAUAAGACAAUUGCAGUCUUGGUGAAUGUUGGUAAAUUUACCACUGACAAUAUUUUUCUGGCUAUAUCAAAAUUUGAGUCUGAUUUAAAAAAGUGGAGACUGUCAUUGACUGUUGAUAUACAAUGGGAGGAGUGUAUGUUCUUGGAAGAAAGGGGUCCUGAAAUGACUUCAUUAAAGUUGACCUAUUAUAUUUGUCUUGUUUUCGUCUAUCAUCUCCUAAUUCACCAUAUAAACCUCACCGAUCUUGAUAUUUCAGAGAAUUUUAUAGCAAAAUCUAUUCUUAGGAAGUCUGUCGAUUCUGCUGUGAGAGCCAUAGAAUUAUUCUCGAGCAUGUCAAUAGAUGAACUUACACCAGGGGUAUGCCAUGACUUGCUGAUCUCAAUGAAAAUAUUGGACGAAGCUAUUUCAAUCUUGGAUGAUUUUGAGGAGGAAGCUGACAUUUCUAGAGUUCUGAGUAAAGCUCCUUUGAUUCAACUCAAUCUUGAGAAGUUUGGCCGUCAUUCUCCCUUAAUUGAAAAAGAUUUAAAAACUUGUGACGAUAUUUUACAAUUGUUAGGUAACAAAGCUAGGACCUGA